This is a messenger RNA of Wasmannia auropunctata (little fire ant), 1448 nucleotides long. RefSeq names its product zinc finger protein 541-like. Gene Ontology annotation, molecular function: transcription corepressor activity. The coding region runs from base 51 to 1448 and encodes 465 amino acids. Gene Ontology annotation, biological process: negative regulation of DNA-templated transcription; regulation of transcription by RNA polymerase II. Lineage: Eukaryota; Metazoa; Arthropoda; Insecta; Hymenoptera; Formicidae. Gene Ontology annotation, cellular component: transcription regulator complex; histone deacetylase complex. The transcript has 9 exons. The record is from RefSeq and is a predicted model, not a curated record.
CGUGUACUGAGGCCACAACUGCUGCCCUCCAAGCCGCCCUUUAUCUCUUCAUGGCAGCAACGAGUGACAGCGGGCUAGUGGACACAGAUCCAGGUCGAGUUAGCAGCAUGACAGCCAUUAACUCGGGUCCGGUCGGAGAGGUGGGCGGCGUGAGGCUGCCACUGCAGUCAUUACAUGGAUACGGAUCUGUGUUCAUGUACUCGGCGUCGACGAGUCCCGGGGGUGGAGGUGGCCAGGGUGGCGGAGGCGGGGGUGAAGUCACCCUCCGCCUCCGCGAACCCGAGGACAUUCCCGAAGAGGUCCUAGCCCGCCUCGAGGACACCGCCACCCUCUCCAUUUCUCUUCAAAGCGAUGCAGUCCUGAGGCUAGGGGCGGCUGGCGCAGGAAAUGGGAACUUAGAGUUGUUCGAUAGUGAGAGCGGGCCGGACCUUACGCUAUCACCUCAAACCUUCACGUCAACGGCGGAGGCCUUCAUCAAUGACAAUAGCGACAGUCUCGGGGUUCCAGGAGACAACGAUACCGGCAACAGCGAGGAAUCGAGGGCCGGUGGCGGUGAUCCUGGGAAGCUGGGAGUGAAGAAAUCGAGACCGAAGGCCUCCUCGCCGAACAGGCAGGGACCACAGCAGUGUCAGAUCUGCGGGAAGGUGUUUAACAACGCAUCAGCGCUCACGAAGCACAAACUGACGCACAGCGACGAGAGGAAAUACGUGUGCACGAUGUGCGGCAAGGCGUUCAAACGACAGGACCACCUAAACGGACACAUGCUGACACAUCGAAAUAAAAAGCCGUACGAGUGCAAGGCGGAAGGGUGCGGCAAGUCUUACUGCGAUGCGAGGAGCCUGAGGAGGCACACGGAGAAUCAUCAUGCCGGCAGCAAAAUCAACGAAAGCAUCAGUCCUAGCAGCCCCACGACCGGGCCUCAUACGCCUAACACCCCCGGAAGCAAUCCCAGCACACCGAGCACACCUGGUGCAACCUCUACGACGAAUGGUCACGGGCACGCGGCCUUGAAGCAGCUUCUCGCCACCGAACCCGCGCAAACGCAACAGCAAAAGAGUGCCACGUCUCCCGGCGCCAGUAACGAUGGCCUCACGAAACAGCAGCUGGAGCUCAUCCAGCAGAUCAUGCAACAAACGCAACAACAGCAACAGCAAGCAACCACGCAACAGCAACAACAGCAGCAGCAGCAGCAACGGACUGCGACCCCCUCGACAGCGGUAGCCACACAAAUACAAAAGACACAAAAACCGUCCAUCAAAUCCACCGCGUCGCCCGGCAAUAUUUCCAAUAAUUCCGCAAGCGCAAACGCGACCAGCAAUGCGAGAUCGAGUCCGAAGCCGAAGAUGUGGAAUCACUCGCAGGGCCCUUCUUCCGCAUUAGGAAGCGGAAGUAUUACCGAGCGUACCCAAGAUCCCGUGCGCACGGCUCGUUGGAACUCGCCGCGGUAA